Messenger RNA from Microthlaspi erraticum, 426 nucleotides. Lineage: Eukaryota; Viridiplantae; Streptophyta; Magnoliopsida; Brassicales; Brassicaceae. The record is from the annotation of a GenBank genome assembly.
AUGUCGAACGACGACUCUCUUCCGGCAUUCACUUUGUUCGGUUUGGAUGAGGUCGAAAGUUACGGUCUGCUCAGUGAAGCAGACAAUUCGUUACCUAUGGACAUUCACAAUCAGGCUUUUCAACUUGUAGAGAAGGGAAACCAAUCAUUCAAAGAGUCUAACUUUGAAGAGGCGAUUAGCAGUUAUUCAAAAGCCAAUUCUAUAAAGCCUCUUAAUCCUAUUGUUCUAGGCAAUAGAAGUUCUGCUUAUAUAAGAUUUGGCCAAGAUCUGAAGCAGAGAUCUGCAAAAAUUUCUGAAGAGGAACCUCUGUAUGGAUUUGAUAUGUCGAUGCUUGGGGAACUUGCUCUUAAGGAUGCCGAGAAGCUAAUGAAUCUUCAGAGCAGUUCAGUGAAGUCAUACAUUAUAAAGGCUUGUGCCCUCAUGUUG